Tripterygium wilfordii is the source of this 1745-nucleotide messenger RNA. RefSeq lists its product as uncharacterized. The transcript is spliced from 3 exons. The record is from RefSeq and is a predicted model, not a curated record. Bases 35 to 1474 code for a protein of 479 amino acids. Lineage: Eukaryota; Viridiplantae; Streptophyta; Magnoliopsida; Celastrales; Celastraceae.
CUCGGAUAAUUAGAAUGCCAACUAUUAACUAUUGAUGGUCCGUAUGUAUCGUUGUUGUUUACGAGCCGAGCCCCACACACACACGCAUACGCACAAUAUCCCUUCCAAUCUAAGUCUCUCUCUCUCUCCCCCUGUCUUAGUCUUCUCACCAACACUAAACACCCUCCAAGCCUUCUCUCAUUCUGUGCAAAACCCAAAAACACUCUGUGUUUUUUGUUCUCUCUGUUUUUUUUGGGCUCUGAUGAGGAAACUGUGUCCAAACUUUGAUCGUGAAGAUGGGCUUGAUACGGUCCUGGAAGUGCCAGUCCCAGAAGAGACGUUUGCCUCUGCCAACAAGAACCAUAGCAAAUCAUGGCAAAACAUGAAAGCAUGGAUGAAACCGAGCAGUGAGAGAUCACCAGCAGCAGCGCUUCUUGGAAGCCGCAACACAGAGAUCCAGCUCUUGCUCGGCGUCAUCGGUGCUCCAUUGAUUCCUCUGCCCAUCCGUUGCGAUCAUCGGCUAAUCAACCGCAUCGUAAAGGACCAUCCCCUCGAGGCUUCGAUGGCGAAAUACAUUCUGCAGCAAUACGUGGCGGCAGUCGGGGGAGAAAAGGUAUUGAAUUCGAUGGACAGUAUGUAUGCAAUGGGGAAGGUGAAAAUGGCGGCGUCAGAGUUCUGUGCAGGGGAUGGAACGUUGAACAACAAGGCUGUGAAGAUGAAGUGUUUGAGAAAUGGCGGAGGAGAGAUGGGUGGGUUCGUGCUGUGGCAGAAGAAGCCUGAUUUGUGGUGCUUGGAGCUGGUAGUUUCCGGGUGCAAGAUUAGUGCUGGUAGUGAUGGAAAAGUGGCUUGGAGACAGACCCCAUGGCACCAUUCUCAUGCCUCCAGAGGUCCUCCCAGGCCUCUUCGUCGUUUCUUGCAGGUUCUUGAUCCAAAGUGCACAGCCAAUUUGUUCUCCAACUCCGUCUACAUUGGGGAGAAGGCAAUCAACAAUGAGGACUGCUUUAUACUAAAACUUGAAGCAGAAUCCACUACUCUACAGGCAAGAAGCAGCAACAAAGUAGAAAUAAUGCAACACACGGUUAGAGGAUGUUUCAGCCAGAGAACAGGGUUGUUAGUCCACUUACAGGACUCUCACCGCCUGAGGAUCAAAACCCUUGGAACUGAUACCAUGUUUUGGGAGACCACAAUGGAAUCAUUGAUCGAAGACUACCGAAAUGUCGAUGGUGUCAGCAUUGCACACAAGGGUAGGACUUCAGUCUCAUUGUUCAGGUUGGAUGAAGACUUGCAUACCCUUUCCAGGACAAGAAUGGAAGAGGUUUGGACAAUAGAAGAAGUGGACUUCUACAUAAAAGGGUUGUCAAUGGAUUGCUUUCUGCCUCCUAGUGACUUGAAGAAAGAGGAAGACGAAUGUGGUGGCGUUGGUGGUGUGCUUAGCGUUAAUGCUCGCUUGCCAUUCAAGAUUCGACCUGCCUCUAAUAGGAUUAGUGCUUCUUAAGUAGCUGCAAUCGAUUCGUCGGAAUCAUCGGACAGUACUGAAGAAGAUGAUGAUGACUCGUAGAUUUUGGUUCUGAUGAAUCAAUCUUGUAUAUAUAUAUAUCGUCAAUUCAUAUGCUAAUUUUGUAGCAAUUGAUAUCAAUUGCUAUGCAUAUUUAUGCAAACAGUAUUAGUUUUUCUUUUCCGUCACUACUACAUGAGGAGAGAAGAACACAUUGUCACAUAUCAUAUUGAAAGUAGUCAGCUAUAAAUGAGACCUGGAUUACCAACUU